Messenger RNA from Cornus florida, 501 nucleotides. RefSeq names its product auxin response factor 16-like. The record is from RefSeq and is a predicted model, not a curated record. Gene Ontology annotation, biological process: regulation of DNA-templated transcription; response to hormone. The coding region runs from base 1 to 501 and encodes 166 amino acids. Gene Ontology annotation, molecular function: DNA binding. The transcript has a single exon. Lineage: Eukaryota; Viridiplantae; Streptophyta; Magnoliopsida; Cornales; Cornaceae.
AUGGGUGAUUUGGAUGAAGCUGAGGUUCUGCUUGAUCCGCGGAUAUGGAUCGAAUGUGCGGGGGUUAUGGCACGAGUGCCAGCAGUCGGAUCGCAUGUUUGUUACUUUGUGGAAGGGCAUGCUGAAAAUGUGGGUUUUCAGACUCGUGGUCUACCUCACUCCAUGGUCCGUUGCAGAGUUAUUGAUGUGAGACUUCUGUCAAAUUCAGAAGAGGUACUUGCUAAAAUUCAUCUGUUUCCUGUUAAUGACGAAGUUGUCAAUGAUGAGGGCGGAAACAUGAUCUUUGAUGCUGAAGAUAGACUUUUGUCAGCAGCAAAAGUUUUAAGCAAUAGUGAUGUAACAUCUAAGUUUACAGUGACACAACACUGUAUUAAUCACAUAUUUCCGAAAUUAGUCCCCCCAGAGACUUCUCAGAUGAUACCUACACACGAUGUCCAUGGUAGAAGCUGGGUAUGGAGGCAUACAUGUAAGUCAAAAGGAAAUAAAGGAGGUUUUAACUAG